Messenger RNA from Anopheles stephensi (Asian malaria mosquito), 1656 nucleotides. Its product is annotated as protein artemis-like. The coding region runs from base 276 to 1514 and encodes 412 amino acids. The transcript has a single exon. Lineage: Eukaryota; Metazoa; Arthropoda; Insecta; Diptera; Culicidae. Gene Ontology annotation, molecular function: damaged DNA binding; 5'-3' DNA exonuclease activity. Gene Ontology annotation, biological process: interstrand cross-link repair; protection from non-homologous end joining at telomere; double-strand break repair via nonhomologous end joining. The record is from RefSeq and is a predicted model, not a curated record.
UGUAUUGCCUUUUUUCGAAUUAAAAAUGUAACGUUUAUUUACUGAUUUUGAAUUUUUAAAUCCGAACCUCUCUAGAAAACAAUUGUUGCUGUCAUCCGUUUGUUUUUUAUUUAUUCGUACGGGGAGGAAUUUCCAGCCCCAAACGUUGCUGGCCCUGUGAAGCAAAGUCAGCGAGCAGCACGGGAAGGCCCGGAAAGCCCGGAUUCCGAGUGUCGUGCCGUAUCAUUCCACCGGGGCAACGAAGCAGAAGGAUCAAAAGCGCCCCCUGCCCAGCCAUGAGUACAUUCCCAGGCUACAUUCCCGAGCUGCCCGGUAUCGGUAUCGAUCGGUUCGACGAGACGGUACGGGACCGGGCCAAUGUGUUCUUUCUUUCGCACUGCCAUCUCGAUCAUAUGUACGGGCUGUCGCCGAACCACCCACUGCCCGGUACGCUUUACGUGAGCCCCCAUUCGGCGGUUAUUGUCGGGUUCCGGUACCCGAAUCAAGCGGUGUACAAGGUACCGAUCCGGGAGCGACUAACCCUGUCCGUUACGCCACCGACCGGUGAGGAUCGGUACGAGCUGUGCGUACGCACCAUCCCGGCCGAACACUGUCCCGGUUCGGUAAUGUUUUACUUCGAGACGAAAACCAUCCGACUGCUGUACACCGGCGAUUUCCGGCUGUCGGCGGAAAGUUUAGCCGUUAUAGAGCAGGAUCAAAUACGUCCCACCAUCGUUUACCUCGACACAACCUUUCUCGAGCAGGAUUAUACCUAUUUUCCGACGCGCCAGGAAAGUAUGAACCGCAUCAGAACGAUCUGCUCACAGUGGCUGGAUGCGGAUCGGCGGAAUAUCGUUACCCUUUGGCUGCCAGCUCUGUACGGGUCGGAAGAAUUGUUCCACCAGCUUUACUUACAUCUGCGCGAACGGAUACAUGUCUACGCGGCACAGCGUGAGACGUACCAGCAUUUCGAAACCCUACGGGACGUGUUUACGGAUGAUGCGCUCGGUGCACGAAUACACGCUUGCAACGGUGUAACGCUGCAGGGUGAAAUGGUGUGCCGAAAGCAGGAGCAUAACGCUAGCUUUAUACUAACGAUCCGGCCAUCUGCACGCCGCUGGCGUCACCUACAACGCGACCAACCGUUCUGGUUGGAGUGCAGCAAGCAGCUGUGGUUCGUCUGCUAUUCGUCGCACGCCAGCAGCUCGGAGCUGAUAGAGUUCCUUCGCAAGCUUCAACCGGAAGCGCGAGACAUCCGGUUCAGUGUGGUUGGGGAUGAAAUCGAUCGUAUGCGCAAGGAGGAAUAUCUAUCGUCGUUGCUACCAACGACGGUCGAGGAGCGUUUGUUCGAUGAGGAGGUGGUGGGUGGCGAAGAGGGUGAAGCGAUGCUCACCCUGCCAUAUAAUGAUUUUAGUGCUGGGACAAGGACCGACAAACAGCUUACCACGACCACCGACAGGAUGCAGUUUGAUAGUGAGGAGGAAACCGAUGAGGAAACUCUCGCACCGCCCUGCAAAAUGGUAAAGCGAUGUUAAAAGGACCGUUCUCGCAAAACGCUCUUCUAUUUGUUAAUUUCUGCAUUUCAUUAUUGUACCGUACGCAAAUCACACUAAGCUAAAACGAAAUAACGGAGAGAAUGAACAAAAUAAAUGACCUAGCAGGCGCCCACAUCCCCUA